Vombatus ursinus (common wombat) is the source of this 957-nucleotide messenger RNA. Its product is annotated as homeobox protein Hox-A11-like. Gene Ontology annotation, biological process: anatomical structure development; regulation of transcription by RNA polymerase II. The coding region runs from base 1 to 957 and encodes 318 amino acids. The transcript is spliced from 2 exons. Lineage: Eukaryota; Metazoa; Chordata; Mammalia; Diprotodontia; Vombatidae. Gene Ontology annotation, cellular component: nucleus. The record is from RefSeq and is a predicted model, not a curated record. Gene Ontology annotation, molecular function: DNA-binding transcription factor activity, RNA polymerase II-specific; RNA polymerase II cis-regulatory region sequence-specific DNA binding.
AUGGAUUUUGAUGAGCGCGUGCCCUGCUCGUCUAACAUGUAUUUGCCCAGUUGUACUUACUACGUCUCGGGUCCUGAUUUCUCGAGCCUCCCUUCUUUUUUGCCCCAAACCCCAUCUUCUCGCCCCAUGACAUAUUCCUAUUCGUCCAACCUCCCCCAGGUACAACCUGUAAGAGAAGUGACCUUCCGGGAGUACGCCAUUGAGCCCUCCAGUAAAUGGCACCCCCGGGCCAACCUGCCCCACUGCUAUUCCGCAGAGGAGCUCAUGCACAGGGAAUGCCUGCCCGCCUCCAGCAGCGCGAGUGUGGGCGACAUGCUGGCCAAGAACUCCGCCAACGUCUACCAUCACCCCACCACCACGGGCACCUCGUCCAAUUUCUAUAGCACGGUGGGCAGGAAUGGGGUCCUGCCCCAGGCUUUCGACCAGUUUUUCGAGACUGCGUACGGCCCCCCGGACAACCUGACCACCGCCACCUCCUCCGACUACCCGGGGGACAAGGGCGCGGACAAAAUGCCCCCGGCGGCCGGGGCGGCCGCGGCUGCUGCAGCAGCCCCGCCAACUUCAAGUUCGGACGCCGGCGGCGGUGGCUGCGGCAGGGAGAAUGCGGCGGCGGCGGCAGCGGCGGCGGCCUCAGCGGAGGAGAAGGAGAGGCGCCGGCGGACUGAAAGCGGCAGCAGCCCGGAGUCAUCUUCCGGCAACAAUGAGGACAAAUCCAGCGGCUCCAGUGGCCAGCGGACCCGGAAAAAACGUUGCCCCUACACAAAAUACCAGAUUCGGGAACUAGAGAGAGAAUUCUUCUUCAGUGUCUAUAUUAAUAAGGAGAAGCGUCUCCAGCUCUCUCGAAUGCUCAACCUGACCGACCGCCAAGUCAAAAUCUGGUUUCAGAACAGACGCAUGAAAGAAAAAAAAAUUAACAGAGACCGAUUACAGUACUACUCGGCUAACCCGCUACUCUAA